This is a messenger RNA of Gymnogyps californianus (California condor), 1572 nucleotides long. RefSeq names its product BCDIN3 domain containing RNA methyltransferase (gene BCDIN3D). Gene Ontology annotation, biological process: miRNA metabolic process; negative regulation of pre-miRNA processing. Lineage: Eukaryota; Metazoa; Chordata; Aves; Accipitriformes; Cathartidae. Gene Ontology annotation, molecular function: RNA methyltransferase activity; O-methyltransferase activity. Gene Ontology annotation, cellular component: cytoplasm. The coding region runs from base 1 to 807 and encodes 268 amino acids. The transcript is spliced from 2 exons. The record is from RefSeq and is a predicted model, not a curated record.
AUGGCGGCGCCCAUGAGUGAGGGAUCUCCCGCCUUGGAGCCUGGCGCUGCUCCCUACGGCAACUUCCCCAAUUAUUCGCGCUUCCACCCGCCCGAGGGGCGAGUCAGCCUCCUGCCUGGCGGGCUCUUGCAGAGCCUGUUCCCCGCGGCGGCCCGCCCGCUGCUGGGGCUCGAUGUGGGGUGCAACUCGGGGGAGCUAAGUGUGGCUCUGUACAGGCAUCUCCUUGGCCUUCAGGAGAGCGAAGGCAGCCUGGACCAGCCUGCAGCUGGAAAGGAUCUGAACCUUCUGUGCUGUGACAUUGAUCCGGUGUUGAUUGAGAGGGCUCAGCAGUGCAGCCCCUUUCCUGCCUCCAUAUCCUUUGCCAACCUGGACAUCAUGGACUCCAGUGCCAGGGAGCCAUUCCUGCGCUCCUACCUGGGCCGUUUUGGCCGCUCCACCUUUGACAUCGUUUUUUGCAUGUCUGUGACCAUGUGGAUCCACCUGAAUCAUGGGGAUAGUGGUCUGAUGGAGUUCCUGUCCUUCCUCUCCUCUCUGUGCAAGUACCUGCUGAUUGAACCUCAGCCAUGGAAGUGCUACAGGGCAGCCGCACGCCGCCUGCGGAAGCUGGGCAGAAAUGACUUUGAUCACUUCCGAUCUCUUGCUAUCAAUGGGGAUAUGGUGGAGAGGAUAACCCAGAUCUUAACAAAGAACUGUGCCAUGGAGCUGGUGUGUUGCUUUGGGAGCACCAGCUGGGACAGAAGCCUCUUGCUUUUUAAAUCAAAUGGCUCAAAUCACGAGGGCAGGGAGUCUUCCGAACGGGAGCAGUGACUGACAGAUGGCUUCUCACAUUCAUGAAUUCAUAGGCGAGGAGGUGCUUGCUGUUUACAGAGUCAAAUCUAGGAAUUCCUAAAUCCCUAUUGAGACAAGACCUUGACCUCCCUUUUUCUUUCCAUCUGCAAAAUGCGGUGGCAGUUUUAACCUACCUUGUGGGUUCUGAGAUUGCUGUUCCUAGAAAGUGCUCUUGAAAUCAAAGUUGCUGCAUAUGUGCUUUCUAUGUGUACCAAGAAUAUUCCCUGGAAGAAGAGAGAACAUACCUUUUUUGUUGCUGGAGCUUUUCAAGGAAAGGAAACAUUUCUUUUGACCCGUGUGAUGCGCUGUUUGUUCUGCUUCUUGUCAUGUUUUCUGUAUAAAAUACUCUUGGAAAACAUAUAACCUGGUUUACCAGCUAUGAAGAAGUGAGUUGGAUCGUUGCAGAGGGUGUCUGGGUGACAGGUUGCCCAGAGAGGUUGUAGAUGCCCCAUCCCGGGAGACAUUCAAGGUCAGGUUGGACGGGGCUCUGAGCAACCUGACCUGGUUAAAGAUGUCCCUGCUUAUGGCAGGGGGGUUGGACUAGAUGACCUUUAAAGGUCCCUUCCAACCCAAACUUCUGUGAUUCUGUGGUAUUGGUCAGGCACCUUUGCAGAUGGGGCUUGCCUGGAGUGUGCUUUGGAGGUUGACAAUGGUGUGGUCUUUCUGUAGAGAGAGGGAUUUCGAUGGUAGGGCGUGUGUUCAUUUAAGCGUAUAACAGAGUGAGUGCUCUUUGUAAUAAUAUCC